UCCAAACGAAUCCAAUAAGAAAAAGUUUGGUUAUUUUUUUUUUAGGUUUUGGUGCUAACUUCACAGAGGUCAUAUUUUUGUUUAUGACAGUAGAGUAGACAGCCAGCUGGGGACACAGAUCUCGCAAAAAAAAGUGUUUGACAAGUUAAUUUAAAGUCGGUAUUUAUAAAUUUUCAUCUUAUUAUGACAUAAAAGUGAAAAUUGAAUAUUUCUAGGCUUAAAACUUUUAAGGAAUUAUUCUCAUUAAAACAGAUUAUAAUUAACAAGAUAAUAUUCAUAAUUUUAAAAUAAUGGCCAAUAUUAAAAAUUUGGAUCAACAAAUCGCUAAUUUACAAAUAAAUCAUAGCGAUGAAGCCGUUAAGGCUGGUAAAAAAGUUGGACCAGCUGUUCCUCCAAAACCAAAAAAAUCACAACCACAGGUACCGCAAAGUUAUACAAUAAAGGCAGCUUCAAUUCCGUCGUAUAGUACAGUUUUAAAUAAUGCUGGAUCAAAUGAAAAACCGUCCAAUAUUUAUAUGAAUUCACCAACUCCAUAUGCGCCAUUAAAUUUGGAAAAAAAUGAUUUCACAUCAUCAACAGCAGCAACUAAUGGAAAUAAACCAACGAAAUUUUAUCAGAAUAAUGAAAAUUUUUACACGAAUCAAACGGAGGAAAAAUUUGAUUCAAAAUAUAAUUACGAUGAUAAACAUUUUUAUUCAAAUGUUGACAAUAUAUCUACAGCACAAAUUCCAAUUGAUAAUAAUAGAUCUGGAGGUGUUGUCAAAAAUGCAUUAUACAGCAAUGUUGAAUCAACAAUGCCAAUUUCAAUUCCCCAUUCGAGUAAUAAAAAAGAAAAGGAUUUAGUUUACAGUAAUAUACAAUGGAAUACAAAACCUGAGAAUACUUACUGUAAUGUUCCAGGUGCACAUAAUGCUGACGAUCUUCCGCCUCCGCCAGAGCCUACAGAAUAUGUUCAUUGUUUACCGGGAAGUUCAUUUCCACCACCACCACCGGAAGAACUUCCACCGCCACCAAGUCCCGUUUCCUCGAGUUACAGCGAAUUGAGACGUGCCACUUAUCAAAAUGAUUAUUCCUCUGGCAACUAUCCAAACGAUAUUUACGGACCAAGUUCACAAUCAAGCUCAACUUAUGAAUCAAUUUAUGAGCCAAUAAAUCCACGACCACCGUCACAGCUCUCAUGCAAUUAUUCCAUGUAUUCUGGAUACGGCUCAGCAACAAUGACACAACCACAGGAUAAAGUUUCACCAGUUAAAGAAGUCGAUGUACUAACGGAUCUUCUUGUACAAGGAAUGGAGGAUAAUCAGGAGGAUAGUGAUAUUUAUGGAAUUUGCGCUCAAUGUGGUCGUAAAGUUGAAGGCGAGGGUACAGGUUGUUCAGCGAUGAAUAAAGUUUUUCACAUAAGUUGCUUCUGUUGUUUUGUUUGCAAUAUUAAUCUUCAAGGAAAACCAUUUUAUUCACUUGAAGAGAAACCAUAUUGCGAGGAGGAUUAUUUAAAUACAUUGGAAAAAUGUUGUGUUUGCACACGACCUGUUUUGGAUAGAAUUUUAAGAGCUACUGGCAAACCAUAUCAUCCAUCAUGUUUUACUUGUGUUGUUUGCGGACAAAGUCUCGAUGGCAUUCCAUUUACAGUUGACGCAACUAAUCAAAUACAUUGCAUUCAAUGCUUUCACAAAAAAUUUGCGCCUCGUUGUUGCGUUUGUAAACAGCCAAUAAUGCCUGAACCGGGCGAAGAUGAAACUGUGCGUGUUGUCGCAUUGGAUAGAAGUUUUCAUAUUCAAUGUUACAAAUGUGAGGAUUGCGGUUUAGUUUUGUCCUCGGAUCCAGAAGGUCGUGGCUGUUAUCCAUUGGACGAUCAUGUUCUUUGCAAAAGUUGUAAUGCAGCGCGUGUUCAAGCUCUUACAUCUCACAUGACGACGGAAUUAUAAAUUUUUUCCGAAUUACAUUUAUAUAUUUAAAAUACAUGCCAAAUAGUUAGAAAGUCAUCUUUGAAAUCGAUGAUGAACUGCGAUCACUUUUUUUUUUUUGCUAACAAUUUUAAUAUAAUAAAUGCUUUUUCUAUGCGCACAAAGUGCUUUACGCUAAUUAUAUAAAGCUUUUUUUUUUGUUUGCAUUUUUCACGUUUCAUAUUUAAUAAUAUGGAAAAUUGUCCUCUUUUUUUUGUUACCGAUUUGAUGUGCCAUUAUAGAAUUUUAAUAAUGCAUUUAAUUUUUUUUUUCUUUUUUUAAAUCCAAACUUUGUCAGUAACGAAUUUUUUGUAAACCUUUAAAUGCUUCAUCGAAACAAAUUGUUUUUUUUUUCAUAGAAACGCGAAAAUUUUAUGUGUAAAUAUUUUGUAAUUUUAGAAAAGUAGAUGCCAUUUUUUUUAUAAUUUUCCAUUGCUUUUAAUUUUGUAUAUGCAUUUUUUUUUUUUGAGAAAAUUUUUGCGCAGCUUCAUUUUUUUUUUAUUAAUAGUAUUAAUAUUAAUUAUUAAUAUUAAUAUCAUAAAUAAAUUAGCUAUUUGCAGUAUUCAAUAAGAAAAAAUGGUAAAUUCGUGAUUUACUUUUACAUAUUCCAGAAAUAAUUAUACUCCUGUUAAUUGUAUAGAUUCAAAAGAAAUUUAUGUUGUUAGAUUUAAGUGUUUUGUAAGUUCUGAUAUGACAAAAAAAAAGAAUAUUCCAUUUAGAAAUAAAAAAAACAACUAUGUAUUAAUUAUGUGAUAUGCGUAGACAUACAUUUCUAAAUACUUAGUUUAAAAAAUGGAAAUAAAUUAUUUAGAAUAAGUUUUUUUUUAGAUUGUAUACACUUUCUGUACAUUUAAUAAAAGCAUAUACAAAAAAAAAUUUGCCUUCUUUAAUGAUAAUUUUAUUAGUUAUCUUUAUUAUGGACAGGUAAAUAAAAAUCAUUUCAAAUUGAGUAGAUUUCACGUUGCAUGAAGUUUUAUUAUUCUUUUAUUUAUGAUAGAGAUGUACAUUUUAUUUGACGCUAUCUCUUGCUUCAACUAUCUUUUUUUUAUCCAGCUAUGUUCAUGCAUAGUCGUCUUUAUUUUGUUUUAUUUCUUUUUUUUUAUUGUUAUAAUUAUAAUAUUUAUAUAUAUAUUUUUAUGUAUAAUAGACUUUUUUUAAAUAUAAUAUGUAUCUCUUACAAUAUCAUGUACUUUUAUUAUUGUAAAUUAAUCCCGUAAUAACAACCUACGUGUCAUUUUUUUUUGUGUAUACUAUGUUAUAUUAUUGGUACAUAAAUUUUCUGUUUGUUUUUAUUUUUUUAUUCUUAAUAAGGGCUUAGCUUGUGGAACGUGCAAGGUACUUGGUAAAGAUUUUCAUUUUUUUUUUAAUUUCGUCCUAUUAAACUUAUUCUACUUCAAUAGCGGAGCAGUAUAUACAUAUUAUAAAAAAAAAGGAAGAAUCAUCGAGUUCUAACAACUAAUUAAAAAAAAUAAUAAUAAUAAUAAUGAAAAAAGCAAUUCAAUUGUCAGGUACGCUACUUAAACUUUUAUUUCAUAAUCACAAAAGAAAAAUUUAUACUUUCAGGAUGUCAUAAACGUCAACUGAAGAAAAUAAUAUCUCUCGCAUGCACAAAGUCAUCACACAGUUGACGUUUUAUUAAAAUAAAAAAAAAAAAAAAGUUAUUUUUAAAUUAAAAAAAAAUUUGUUCAUCCUACAAGAAAAAAAAAUCUUAGGCUUUUUUUUUUUUUAGUGACUACGAAAAAAAAGCAUCGAAUGAUUCUUUGUCUACUUUUUCAGUCUCGUUUUUUUUUUUAAACUAAACAAAUUUUAUGAAUUUUGGAAAGCGAAAAAUGAAAAAAAAAUCGCUCGAAGUUUUUUGUCAUUUAUACUUUGACUUUUUUUGAAAGCAAGUACUUGACACUCCACAAACUUAAACGCGUCGUUUGCUUUUUAUUUUAUUUUAUUUUUUUUUUUUAAUACGCGUAUAACACAUUUAUCAUCCUAUCGAUGUCUUGCUAUCUACGUUUUUUUUUCUAGCUUCUAGCUUAGAUUUUUUUUUUUUUUUUUUUU
Messenger RNA from Leptopilina boulardi, 3992 nucleotides. RefSeq names its product lipoma-preferred partner homolog (gene Zyx). Gene Ontology annotation, biological process: cell-cell adhesion. The coding region runs from base 291 to 1925 and encodes 544 amino acids. Lineage: Eukaryota; Metazoa; Arthropoda; Insecta; Hymenoptera; Figitidae. The transcript has 6 exons. The record is from RefSeq and is a predicted model, not a curated record. Gene Ontology annotation, cellular component: stress fiber; focal adhesion.